Molecule: messenger RNA, 1862 nt
Organism: Catharus ustulatus (Swainson's thrush)
Lineage: Eukaryota; Metazoa; Chordata; Aves; Passeriformes; Turdidae
Gene: MYCL
Product: MYCL proto-oncogene, bHLH transcription factor
Exons: 2
Coding region: 146-1219 (357 amino acids)
Biological process (GO): regulation of transcription by RNA polymerase II
Molecular function (GO): RNA polymerase II cis-regulatory region sequence-specific DNA binding; protein dimerization activity; DNA-binding transcription factor activity, RNA polymerase II-specific
Source: RefSeq, a predicted model, not a curated record
GGCCGGGCUAUAAAAUCGGGGGAACAAUGCGCCCGCGGUCCCGGCUCGGGGGCUGGCGCCGGGGUGGGGGUCCCCCCUCAUCCCUGGGGCUGCCCCUCUCCCGAUCGCCCGUUCUUCUCUCAGCCACCCCCUUCCCCGUGCCGAGAUGGAGCUUGACUCGUACCAGCACUAUUUCUACGAUCACGACGCCCAGGAGGAUUUCCACCGCUCCACGGCGCCCAGCGAGGACAUCUGGAAGAAGUUCGAGCUGGUCCCCACGCCCCCGCUGUCCCCGCUGGGCUCUCCCGGGGACAAGGGGCUCUGCUCGGGGCCGGAGGAGCGCCCGGGAUGGCUCUCCCGGUACUGCCUGGCCGGGGAAGAACCGGAAUAUCUCAUAGGGACGGGGCAGAUCUUCGGCAACCUGAGCGCUUUCAUCCUCAAGGAUUGCAUGUGGAGCGGUUUUUCAGCGCGGGAGAGGCUGGAGAAGGCGAUGACAGAGAAACUUUCCACGGGCACGCAGAGAGCCACGCCGCACAAACCAUCCUUCGCGCAGGAUUUUGGCUUCAGCAGCUCCGUCAGCGAGUGCGUGGAUCCCGCUGCCGUCUUCCUUUGCCCGCUGGCCGAGAGCAAGAUCCCCGCAUCCUCGGGAUCCGAGGGCCAGAGCGAUUCCGAAGGUGAAGAGAUCGACGUGGUGACGGUGGACAAGAGACAAUCUCUCAGCCUGAGGAAGCCGGUGACCAUCACGCUCCGAGCCGACCCCCUGGACCCCUGCAUGAAACGUUUCCACAUCUCCGUCCACCAGCAGCAGCACAACUACGCCGCCCGCUCGCCGCCAGAGCCCUGCCCGCCGCCCCAGUCCCCCCAGCAGGAGCAGCAGGAGGAGGAUGAACCCCCCAGCACCGUGGAACCAACCCCUGCCGUGACCCUACCUGAGCCUGGCUUGCCAAAACCCAGCAGCAGCCCCGGCUCGGACAGCGAGGACGUGGCCAAGAGGAAAAACCACAAUUACCUGGAGCGCAAGCGGCGCAACGACCUCCGCUCGCGCUUCCUGGCCCUGCGGGACCAGGUGCCCGGGCUCGCCAGCUGCCCCAAAACCCCCAAAGUGGUGAUCCUGAGCAAAUCCUCGGAGUACCUGCAGUCCCUCAUCAGCGCCGAGAGGAGGAUGGCAGCCGAGAAGCGGCAGCUGCAGCUGCGCCAGACCCAGCUGCUCAAAAGGAUUGCUCACCUCAAGGGGCACUAGCAACCGGUGUGCCCCCCAAUUCUGGUCCCCAAAACACCCCCAGCUCCUUCUCGAUUUGCACAUUUUUUUAUUUUUUUGGUUGCUUGUCGAACUGUUGGCCCUGGGGGCUGGAGCACGUGGCAGUGGCUGCGGGAAUGGAUCCACAGCAGAGAUAUCCCACACAGCAUCACCCACCCGGGCUUGGCUUCCUGGCACUGGGUGCUCCAGGAUUUCCCUUUUUCCUACUGUGAAGCUUCCUCAGUGACUGCUCCAGUUCAAGAGCUGAAAUUUAUUCCCCCUCCCCAGCAGCCCUUGCACCCCUCUCUGCCAUUUUCCACCAACAGCAUCGCUGGGUGUCCACCUCACCCUAAAAAUCCCAAGCAACCACGUCUGCCUUGGCUCCUGGGAGCAGGCAGGCACAGAGCCCAGCACGGGGCUCAGCUCUGGAUAGAUCCCAGGGGGAUGGUGAGGGCAGGACGUGCCUCUCACCAGGAUCAGCAGCACCCCGUGGGCACCCCUUGCUCGGCUGGACCGUACCUCACUUCCCCGUCACUUCACGCAGCAGCCGCUCCUGGAUUUUGUGUUCUAGAAACUGCUGCUGCAACUGCGAGUCUUAUUCUGGAGGCUGUGUUUUUAUACUGUAUUUUUGUACCACUUUUUGGAG